Messenger RNA from Aegilops tauschii subsp. strangulata, 2540 nucleotides. Its product is annotated as rhamnogalacturonan I rhamnosyltransferase 1. Gene Ontology annotation, cellular component: cytoplasm. NCBI's taxonomy places the organism in Eukaryota, Viridiplantae, Streptophyta, Magnoliopsida, Poales, Poaceae. The record is from RefSeq and is a predicted model, not a curated record.
CGCCGCGGCCCAAAAAUAACUAGGCGCCCCCACAAAAAUCGCUCUCCCUCGCCCCCCCUCUCUCUCCCUCCCUCCUCUGCCCCGAGAUCCGCCCCGCGACCCCGUCACCCCGCCCCGCUCGCCCGUCUCCGGCGCCGAUCCUCCGACCCCGCCGCCCAUUUCGGCGCCCACCGGUGCUCGUCCCCCACGGCGGCACGUGUCCGCUCCGGCCUGCUUUUGGCCGCUCGCUCGACGAGCCCAUCGAUACGGCGCCGCGCCCGACGUGCCGGACGGGCGGUUGCUGCUCGCCGGAGGAGGCAGCGAGGGCCGUCUGCGCCCGAGUGAACGUCGCAGCGCUUUCGGCGGUGGUGGACCGACGACGGCAGACGCCUUGUGCGGUGCUGCAUUGGGUGGGAACGGAGCCAGAGCCAGGCGGGCUCCUCGAGGCGGCGGCGGAUUUGAGGCUCGGAUGCUUGCUGCUGCUGCCAAGGCUCUGCUCCCGUCGGUCCAUGGUUGUUGAUGGCGUGGAAGGCGGCCAUGGGGGGUAAGGCGGCCGGCAUCGGAGGCGAGAAGCUCAAGUGCCCGCCGUCGUCCGCCGCAAGGUCGCGGAUGAAGCUCUGGAUGGUGCGCGCCACCACCACCGUCCUGCUCUGGACCUGCGUCAUGCAGCUCACCGCCGUCGGCGAGACGUGGGGGCCCCGGGUGCUCAAGGGAUGGCCCUCCUGCCUCACGGCCCCCGAGGAGGCCGCCGCCGUGCGCCCGGCCGUCGUCGACAGGGCCGCGUUGCUGCCGCCCAAAAGAAUUUACAGGAACAAUGGUUAUUUGAUGGUCUCAUGCAAUGGUGGUCUUAACCAAAUGCGAGCUGCUAUAUGUGACAUGGUUGUAAUAGCAAGAUAUUUAAAUGUCACUUUGGUUGUGCCAGAGUUGGACAAGACUUCGUUUUGGAAUGACCCGAGUGAGUUCCAAGAUAUAUUUGACGUCGAACACUUUAUAACCUCCUUACGAGACGAAGUUCGCAUACUGAGAGAACUGCCUCCAAGGGUAAAGCGAAGAGUUGAACUUGGUAUGUUCCACUCAAUGCCACCUAUCAGUUGGUCUGAUAUCUCCUAUUACCAUAAUCAGAUUCUUCCGUUUAUUCGGAAACACAAGGUUCUGCAUUUGAAUAGAACUGACGCUAGGCUAGCAAACAAUGGUUUACCUAUGGAGAUUCAAAAACUGAGAUGCCGAGUAAAUUAUGCCUCUCUAAGAUUCACCGCCGAAAUUGAAGAUCUGGGCAAGCGUGUAAUUAGAAUACUUCGCCAAAAUGGUCCUUUCUUGGUACUUCAUUUACGUUACGAAAUGGAUAUGCUGGCUUUCUCUGGUUGUACUCAAGGGUGCAGUAACGAAGAGGCAGAAGAGCUCACAAGAAUGAGGUAUGCUUAUCCGUGGUGGAAAGAGAAAAUCAUUGACUCGGAUUUGAAAAGAAAAGAUGGCUUUUGCCCAUUGACGCCAGAGGAGACCGCUCUUGUUCUCAGAGCAUUGGAUAUUGAUAGAAGUAUGCAAAUAUACAUCGCAGCUGGGGAAAUAUACGGUGGAAAACGCAGGAUGGCAGCUCUCACUUCAGCUUAUCCGAAUGUGGUGAGGAAAGAGACACUUCUGGAACCUUCUGAUCUAAUGUUCUUCCAGAACCAUUCGUCCCAGAUGGCUGCACUGGACUACAUGGUUUCUUUAGAAAGUGAUAUAUUUGUUCCAACAUAUGAUGGCAAUAUGGCUAAAGUUGUCGAGGGUCAUCGCAGGUUCAUGGGUUUCAAGAAGACGAUCUUGUUAGAUCGAAAACUCAUCGUGGACCUAGCGGACCAGUACAACAACGGUUCAUUGCGAUGGGAUGAGUUCUCUUUGCUGAUCAAGGCUGCCCACGCAGGGCGGAUGGGAUCAGCCUCGAAGCGGACAGUGAUUCCCGACAGACCCAAGGAGGAGGACUACUUCUACGCAAACCCCCAGGAGUGCCUGCAAGGCCCCGACCGCCUACGCACAUCAUGAUAACCGCCGCCACCCCUGUCAAUAUUUUCACCCACCUUAUACCAUUCUUUUCACAGACGCAGCAGCCGAACCUGAGGCCGGGUUCGUCGUUAUUUUGCUUGAAGAAGCCGAAAGAGGGGUGGCUCAGUUCGCCAUAGCUGGGAUGUAAACUUGGGGAGGGGGUGGACGCGGGUGUUGUAUAUCUUGGAUGUAGCUGCCUAGCUGGUAAAUACUCUACACGUUAUAGAAAUGGAGGGCGGAUUCGUUCAUUCCACGAAAAUAAUGAGGAGUCAAUACUGAAGAUACUCUUGUAUAGAAGAUGGUGAUAGAGUCUACUACCACGAAGAGGAAAGGUAAAUUUGAGUGAGGGAGAGAUGGCCGGACCCACAUGUCUGUCUCUGGCUGGUCUUCUUCUGGUUGUGUAAAACAUACUAGCAGUUGUUCCGUAGCCUCCCCCGUGCUUCCUCCCCGUCAGGCAGGGCUUAAUUUUUUUUUGUCAAUCAAAGUUGCUGAGAGUUGUAUACUACAGUGUUUAUUGGAUCGAUGUGGUUACCUGUGCAGAA